Messenger RNA from Prorocentrum cordatum, 7419 nucleotides. The record is from the annotation of a GenBank genome assembly. Lineage: Eukaryota; Dinophyceae; Prorocentrales; Prorocentraceae.
AUGCCCGGGGCGGCAGCGGCAGCUUCGACGCCAGCAGCCGACGCCCCGAUCGACAGCAACAAGCACCGCAACAUCAAGAAGGACAAAGACCUCGACGGUGGUUCAGGACAUCGGAGGGGCAGUGGAGACCGACAGCGACGACAGACCGGUCCAGAGCGAUGGGGCAAGCGGACCAUCGGCGAAUGGAUGACACUGGAUCGUCGGGCCCUUCGAUUGGACUGGGACAGAGCGGAAUCUGCCAACGAGAAAGACGAUCGCUACACGGGCAAGCCCUGCUACGGCGAGCACGACACGACACGCCCGCUAGCGUGGCACGCCAACGGCUACAAGGUGAGCUACAAGUGCGUGAGAUGCGAGCUGGUCAUGCUGCACAUUCCGAAGCACGGGGCGACGGGCAGGUACAGGCAGAGGGGAGCUCUGGGACCGACCGUGGGAAAGAUCAAGAUCGAAGAAAUCACGAAGGAGAAGGUCACCAAGGAAAAGGACUCAUUCGAGAAGGCCGGAGAGUCAGAGGAGGAGGAGACGCCGUGCCUGGGCACCGAUCACAUGAGCAAGGUCGACAUGAUGUUCGACCAGAUGCGCGACAGCACCAAGCGGCGAACGGACCCACCGACGCGCAGGAAGAAGAAGGAGUCUCCCCAGGGCGGGGAGCCCGAGGGGGACGACGACGUCAUCACGUUCGGGGUUGACGUCGAGUACCACAAGGAGGAGAUCAACCUGAAGGUCGCGGAGGAGCGCGAGGAUGCCGAGAUCAUCAGGAUCACCAGGAAGGACGCGGAUCUCAGCACGAAGCACGGGCUGGAGUUGGCACAGAACCUGGCGGUGAAACGCCUUGGAGCAGACAUCUGGGGAAGCCUACCGUGCACGGCAGUCAGCGCACUUCACAGCGGCUACAUCGGCAGGCAGGAUGGCCAGUACUGGAUCGUCAAGGACAAUGGAGGCGACGUACACUUCGAGUGGCCACGCAACUGCCAUGGCUGGAAGCACUUCCCGGAGCUGACGGAGUUCUUCGGCGAGCUGGGCAUGGAGAAUGUGAACUUCGGCGGGUGCCAGGUCGGGGUGGUCAACACUAAGGGCGAGCCGAUCUACAAACCGUGGACGCUGUGGACCAGCAGAAAGAAGCUCGCGACGGCCCUGAGCGGCAAACGCUGCCCAGAUCCCCAAGGACACGGACAUGCGGAAUGUUGUGGGAAGGAUGCUACCUUGUCGGGCAAAUACCCUGCGAGAAUGGCGAGGAUCAUCUGGCGGAACAUCGUGGAACCGCCGAAGUUGAUGGGCCUGAUCGAGGAGCUAAGGCAGGAGGAAGCCCUGGCGAACGACAACAAGGAGAUGUUCGAUCACGAGAGGGAGCUCGAGCUGACGAGCGACGAGCAACAGCAGUGGAACGACUUACCGAGGCUGAAGCAAAAUGAGUUAAUGAAAGCAGCGAUGCGGCUGCAUCGGAAUACUGGACACCGACCACAGAGGGUGAUGAUCAGGAUCCUGCUGAGACGUGGGGCUUCAGCGACGACAAUCGCAGCCGCGAAGCACAUCAAGUGCAGCCCGUGCAUCGAGAAUCAGAUACCCAGACCGAGACCAGCAGCAGUACUCGAGCCAGCUCGAGAUCUAUGGCAGGUGGUCGGCAUCGACGCGAAGGAGAUCGUGGGCGACGACCAGAUCAAGCGGAGGUACCUUGUGAUCGUGGACGAGGCGAGUAAGCUUACACUGGCGGUCAAGAUCUUUUCAGUACCCGCCCAGGAGUCGAGGAACUGCACCGCCAAGGAGCUGCUGGAUGCGUUCAGAGGUGAAGGAGUUCAGGUGAAUCCGUGUGCCGCCCAGGCUCACUGGCAGAAUGGCAUCGCAGAGCGUGCAAUCAAGACGGUGUUCGAGUGCGCCAAGGCCAUGCAUCGCGAUCAUGAGACCGACCUGGAGGCGGCAGUACAUGCAGCGGUGGAGGCACACAACGCGGUUGAGGGGGUCGACGGCUACAGUCCGAGCCAAUGGGCCUUCGGACGAGACAAGAACUGGUCGGGGACUCUCAAGAAGGAGGACCACCUGGACGUCGUGAAGUGCACGAACCAGAGCUACAUGGAGAACCUGUCCAAGCGGGUGCUGGCAUCCAAGAUCAUUGGACUGGAGAGUCCCAACAAGGGUGAGGUGAUUUCAGUGGACAAGGAGGACGUGCCGAUGAACGAGGAGACCUACACACCGGAGACCACAGCUCGUGCACCAGAAGAUGGAGACAAGGAGGACCACUGGGAAGAAGGUGAGUUCGAAGGCUUCAGAUCCAAGCCGGAGAAGACGACCAUGGAGAGGAUCACCGUGAUAAGGUAUGAGGAUGGCUCCGAGGAGACGGUCAAGGACGACAACUGGAACGCGCAUGGGAAGUCUACGAGGUCAAUGGGACGACGCUGGACUGGCAGGACCUACCCGUUUCCCAUUGCGGACAAGCCGGAGGAGAUCAAGGUGGACCAGAAUGAUAGGGAGGUGGUCCAUGAGAAAGCGAAGAAGACGGUCGUGGAGCAGGUCCCGGAGACCCAUGAGGACAAUGAGAAAGACCAGCCGUCGAUGGAUGACAUCGAGAGCGAGAAGGAGGUCAGGAUGCGGACCAACUUCGGACCAGCACUGAGGAGCUACAGUGCCUUCUUCAAUGACAAAAUCGCGGACGGUGACCAGGUGGACUGGGGCAAGCUUGACUGGGAGACCUUCGACGUGGCUGCAUGGGCGGCUACGGAGAUCCAGGAGGACCUGGAGAUCCCGACUUGGAUCGACUACAUCGAGGUAGCGUUCGAGGCGUUCGACGCGAACAGCAUGAACAAGUUCACGAGGCAGCCGGAGCAGUACAUCACUAAGGCGAUGAAGAAAGGAAGGUCUGAGGCAAGCGUCAAGCACAUGACCGAUGAGCAGAAGAGUUUGAUGAAGGGGGCGAAGCUGGUCGAGGUGAGAGACUGGAUCGCCAACGACGUGCUGGAGAGGCCGACCUACAUCGAGGCCAACGAUGAGCUGGCGGGGGAGUUCGGAGUACCUGGAGGGACGGCGGUGAGACUCAAGAAGGCAGUGUACGGACUAUGUCAAGCGCCAAAGUCGUGGUACGAGAGCGUGGACACCCUGAUGGAGCAGCUCGGUGGACAACGAUGCGUGUCGGACCCGUGCGUCUGGGUCUUCAGCGGCAAGAACAAGAACGUGUUCGGGGUAGUUGGCACACACGUGGACGACUUCCUGAUCGCCGGAGAUGGUGGAGUUCGAUGGCGAGAGAUCGAGGUGAAGUUGCAGAAUGCGUUCCGCUGGACUCCAUGGGAGGAAGGAAGCUUCAAGCAGACCGGACUGUCGGUCAUGCAGACGGCCAGCAGCGAGAUCACCAUACACCAGAAGGAGUUCAUCGACAACAUCACCGAGAUCAACAUCGGACAGGGGCGUCGCAAACAACGGGACCAGAAGCUGACGGAUAAGGAGAUGACAAUGCUUCGGGGAGCGCUGGGCGAGAUCCAGUGGGUGGCGACGCAGACGAUGCCGAAGUACCAGGCGCAGUGCUCUAUUUUCCAGAGCAGUGGACCGACGGCGACAGUGGAGACGGUCUUCGGGAUCCACAAGCUGAUCAGACAGAUGAAGAACGACCAGGGCUACAAGCUGAAGUUCGAGAGCUUCGAGGGCGAAGGAGUGGUCGUGGGCUGGAGUGAUGCAGCCUGGGCGAAUCGACCAGACGGACUCUCGACAGGAGGAUGUGUGACUGGGAUUGCGCCGGCGGACAUCCUGAACGGAAAGCGGGCUCCAGUUGGCUGGGUUUCGCAUCGCAGUGGCAAGCUACAGCGCGUGGCGAGGAGUUCGUUGGCGGCCGAGGUCCAGGCGCUGACAGUGACGGAGGACGAACUGUUCAUGGUCAGAAUGAUGUGGGCCGAGCUGAAUGGUUUUGUAUCGGACGCGGCAAUGGGAACCGCGAGCGAGAGCAAGACGACACAGCCGAUGCUGGAGGGCGUGGAGCAGGUACGACCGCGCCUGUGCGUGGACGCAAAGAGCAUCUACGAUUGUCUGGCCAAGCAGGUGCAGAUGCAGAGCUUGGCUGAGGAGCGGACGGCGUUAGAGCUGAUGGCCUUCGAGAAGUGCAUCAACGAGACACAGCUGAUCGUGCGGUGGUGCCACUCCGAGGCCAACCUGGCCGACAGCUUGACAAAGACGACAACAUGGCUGCAAGUUGUGCCGCAGCAUUCCACGGCUUACGACGUCGCGUACGCGGUCGGCGAUCUGUUUGAGGAACCCACGCGGUGCGCCGCUCUCCGCACCGAGACUUUCAACGGACGUUUCCGGUCCGUGUUCCCGUACGAAGGUACACCCCGCCAGCGCCUGGCGGGUUUCAGGGCUGCCCAGCAAGGCGCGUCUGCUACGGUAAUGCAGAACGCGUUCCUCCAGGCCACUUUGAGCAUGUACUUACAGCAGCUGAGCGCAGCGGGCCGCGCCGUGGCGCGCCCCGCCUUGCCUUGUCACGUAGUGGAGCAGAUGGUCGCGGCAGCGGAGCGGGAUGGUGAACAAGAGAUUGCAGACGCUUUCGCAGUCGCGAGAGGGUUCCUGCUCCGGGCAGGAGCAGAGCCCGCCCCGCUGCUGCGCGGGCGCUUCGCCGAAGGGCGCAAGUCUGGCAUCGCUUUUGAAAGUGCGGCUGCGGCCGUUACUUUGGCGCAGCGUAAGAACAGCGCAUUGCCCGCAUCGCUCCGCAGGGAGCGCCCCUGUCAAACACAAGAUGCUGCGUACAAGCUGGGCUUCUAUCUCAUGAGGCCUUGGGACGGGUCUGCUCUGUCCCAGGGCCAUGGCAUGCAUUAUCAGCCCUCGAUGGAGGGCAGGAACGCUGUCAUCACUGGCGGCACUGAGGGCGUUGGCUUUCAGGCAGUCAAGUGGUUCCAUGCCCUCGGGGCCAACGUGGUGCUGUCUGGCAGGACGAAGGCCAGCGCGAGCGCUGCGGCCGCCAUGUCCCACAACGCAACCGAGGGCCGAGGCAUCUGCGUCGGAUUUGCGAUGGACCUCGCCGACUUUGAGUCCGUGCGGUCGUUCGCGAGUGACGCCGGGGAAAAGCUGCCAGAGUUGAACUAUCUGGUGCUGAAUGCUGGGACAAGCCACGAUAACAAAGCAACAGCAGGCCCUGGCGAGUGGAUUACCGCGACCGGGCACAAUAUGGUGUUUGCGGCAAAUCAUCUUGGACAUUUCCUCCUUGCCGCCCUGUUGGUACCAAGCCUCAAACAGGGCGGCACUAUUGUUGUAGUCAGCAGCCUCACAGCUUGGUGGGGCAACCCGGCUGCCCUUUUGCAGGCCAAGGCGAAUCCUUGGAAGACGGCCACAGAAAGGGAGGCUGCGCGGCCGUACGCCACCAGCAAGUUAGCAAACCUUUGCUUUGCUAGGUCCCUCAGGCGGAAGCUGGAUGCCAAGGGCAUCGCCGUGGUCGCCAUGACCCCUGGCGAGGUGGCCAUUGACACGCACAGGAACGAUGAGAUGGCGCAUGGUGUUUCUGAGGAGUUGGGUGGCGACAAGUUGUUCGAAAGUUGUUUUGUGACGCACCCAGUUCCGGACUUCGUCUACCCUUAUUGGUUCCCUGCUGCUGUCUUCGGCAGAUCCACAAGCCAGGAGGAUUCUGAGCUGCGGCACAGGAAUAUGGCCUACUUCCACAGGCCCGAGAGGCUGCAGACUUUAGAUUACAACCUGCACGGGUCCGUCGGCCCAGAGUGCGACCUGGCUCUGCAGGAGGAGCUCUGGAAGUGGAGCCGUGAAGCUCUGAACCUGCAGGCGGAGUACGACACGGAGCCCCAGGACUCUCCGAAGCACCUCUCACGCACCAGCCCUGGUGGCCAGCACACGGAGCCAGGCACUUCGGCCUACGCUCCUGGCAGAGCGAGCCUCGGCGCUUGGGCCGACGCUGACGUCCACGACAAGUGCGACGCGGAGCAGGCAGGCGAGAUGGCGGAGGCCCCAGCCGGCUCAGGCCGCAGGCGCCGCAGGGCUCUGGGUGUCGGACUCGUUGUCGCUUGGCAAGUGAUCGGAGUCAAUUUGUACAGGCUGAAGUGCGACAUUACGGGCGAGUGCACGCCGGCUUCGUCAAUGCUGUUCGCUGGCACAGGUGUGCUGUUGCUUGUGCUGAGGCAUUGGCCCGCAAGCCUCGUGAGGCCGCGGCAGGAAGCAUGGAGAGCAUUUGUGGUCGCGUCUAUCGCGAGAGGCUGCCCGCCGUGGUACAAGGAGCACGUCUCGCAAACACUUGCCCAGUGGAUCGACCACAGCCUGAGUGUCCUGCAGAACUCGCUGGCCGUCAAACUGAUUCUCGUCGCUGUGCCGUCGCUUCUGCGAUCCGGCAGGUUUUUCAUACCAAGUAUCGACGGGGUGCUGUGGUUAAGCCAAAAGGGUAGGAUCGGCAUUUACCAUGGCGUCUUGGGAUUCACCAAUCAACUGGUUGUGGUGGUAGCUGCGAUCCUGUUCGGUAAUAUGUUAUUGGGCCUCUGGCACAACUUGGAGAACGUCUCGGUUCCAGGAAAGGACGAGGCGACUCGAGACGCUGCGUUCCCAUGGAAACCCAUUGUGUGGUUCAUAGCUGCGCGGAAGUCUUCCAAAAUCCGCACAUCCGUUAUGAGAUUGAUGCUGGUGGACAAGGUACUCGCAUGCACAAUAUAUUGUGGCAUGGCAGUCCCUGUGUUGCACUUGCUCGGCCUCAAGAUACGUACGGUGCUUGCGGUGGGGGGGGUCGGAGGAUUGGCCACAGGGCUGGCCUUGCAGAAUUUAGUCCAGAAUCUGAUUUCAGGCAUUCUUAUAUAUAUCAACAGCUCGGUAUGCGAGGGCCUGGAAGUGAUUCUUCAAAGCGAAAAGGUAUCAGGAGUUGUAGCGUCCGUCGGAUGGUUUAACACGGUUGUCAAUCAGUAUGAUGGGUUCCGGGUCGUGGUCCCGAACCGCCGAAUCGUGGACGGCGUUGUAGUGGACAAAACGAGGAAAUGUUUCCGUGUAGCGGUCGAGGACAUUAUUGUGUUAAUGGACGACGCUCCUAUGUUAGAACAAAUGGUAACAGCGGUGCACGAAUUGCUGUUGUCAAGCCCUAGCGUUUUACAAAAGAGUGACAUCAUGCUCAUCAGGAGCAAGUACAAAGGCCACUUGAAGAUCUACGAGCCGCAGUUCGUGUUGAACGGUUGGUCCGACUACGGUGCCAAAUUCCGUCUUCGCGCCUAUUUCAAGGCAACGUUGUCUGGAGAUAAGUUCCUCGCGCAGAAAAGUGAAUUGUUGCUUGCGGUAAAUACCUUGAUCCACGAAUUCGGUGGCAAGGUCGGCUUCCCUGGUGUCAUGACUAAGCAUAUCGGCAUGAGCAGGGGAUGGCCGUUGCCGCCACAGGAGGAGAUGUCCAAAGAGACUGCAGCAUGGCGACAGGCGGCAACUGUGGAAUCCAUGGCCGUGCAAGUCGGGAUUGAAUCCGCAGCCACGCGCUGA